Spizellomyces punctatus DAOM BR117 is the source of this 2067-nucleotide messenger RNA. RefSeq lists its product as uncharacterized. Gene Ontology annotation, biological process: regulation of cyclin-dependent protein serine/threonine kinase activity. Gene Ontology annotation, molecular function: protein kinase binding. The record is from RefSeq and is a predicted model, not a curated record. Gene Ontology annotation, cellular component: endoplasmic reticulum; plasma membrane. The transcript has 7 exons. Lineage: Eukaryota; Fungi; Chytridiomycota; Chytridiomycetes; Spizellomycetales; Spizellomycetaceae. Bases 295 to 1992 code for a protein of 565 amino acids.
UGGAAAUAAACCUGUUGAUGGGGGUUUGUCUGUAUAUUUGUGUGUUGUGUCUACGCUUUGGAAAAAAGCACACUAGUUUCGCGUGAACAAGUUAGUGGAGGUUUUCCCUUUUCUUUGUGUUUGGUUUGUUUGAAGGUGGGGUGCCCCAUUUCUGUUCUUGGAUUGUAGCAAAGGGCUGUUAAAGACGGGGGCCGUGAACGUGUUGGCGGAGACGUGAACAGACGAAUACACACGGCUAGAACGAGCGUAUACGAGCGGUUGUGUGCUUUUUGAAACGGUUUUGGCGGUUUCGAGAUGGGGAAUACUGGAUCAGCGCUGUCGGAACCCGUCGGGCCCAACCCCGCCGUCAAGACCACCCCAUCAACACCAUCACCGUCGACACCGUCCUCAAGGGAGAAUGCCAAGGACAGGUGGGAUAAAGUCGAUGUAGAAGAUGGAACGCGAGCAAGGAUUCUCGAGUCCCGGGAACUUGAAGAGGAUGCCACGGUUCGGUUUGGGAUGAACGGCACGUCUGGGAAUUCGGAGCGGAGGUCAAGUUUGCUGGCUGUUAUGGAUGGGGUUAUAGACGGCUUGUUUUUGGCAGCUGGGAGUGUUCGAGGGGUUGGGGGGUUGAUGGGGAGUGAGGAUCGAGUGGUGCCAGAGAGGUGUGCGAGUGGACGGGAGAGCGAGGUGAGGCUUCCUGGAGGUUACAAAAAUGCCUUUAUAAACUCCACAUCCUACACCCAUCUCAACCGAAUGAGCGGCGCAUCUCGUGAACUAGACCGUAUGGAAGCCGGUGUGCCCGAUGAGAUUAUUGAAGACCUUGGAUCCCGCUUGUCCCAAACGGCCAUUGACCAGCCCAUUCAACAAGUGUUUGCAACACCCCAGGUUCAGAGUACUAUAAAUGUGGAACCUUACGGGAUCAUUGAGCCCAUGUCAACGGUCGUUGACACGACACUAGUUGUGCACCCAGCACUUGAAUACAGUGCAAUCGACAAAGUAUUGGAAAAACACCCCUUAAUGGAUCAAUCUGAAUCCUUGAUCAUGACCCCCUACAUGCAAGACUCUGACACUGAUAUCCCAAAACCCGAUAUCCGCACCAACGUACUCGGCUCAGAUAUCAUCACUCCGGAACCGACACCCAUCACCGAACACCCUCCUACCCCGAACGCCCCAAAACUCAGCCGGAUACCAAAGUAUAAUUCAUGUUCGACUUUGUUUGUUGAGGCAACGAUCAGUAAUGCGGAUUUGAAUGACACAUUGCGUUGUGUGGCAUCGGCAUUGGUCAACCACAUGAAAAAGAACCUUCAAGACCAAACAUUUAAAACCGAUAACAUAUUUUCAGAAGAAUUGCAUCCGCUUUCUCAACAUAUACAAUUCUACCGUCGUAUGCCGAAGGAAGACGAUAUUUUCAAAUUCCUCGAAUGUUUGUUCAAUGCAGCGGAACUAACCGCUGAAUGCGGAAUCAUUACCCUCAUUUACGUUGAACGAAUGCUCCAAAACACAAGUUUAACUCUCCAUGCAAGUAACUGGACACGAAUUGUACUCGGCGGGUUACUACUGGCAUCCAAAGUAUGGGACGAUCAUGCAGUCUGGAACGUGGAUUUCGUACAGAUAUUUCCAGAAGUGGAUGUAGAAGACAUGAAUCAAUUGGAACGAUGGUACAUGGCCGCACUUGAUUUCGAUGUCAAUAUCAAAGCAUCGGAAUAUGCACGCUAUUAUUUCUCGUUGCGAGAUUUGGCGGAAAAGAGUCGGAGACGGUGGCCUUUGAAACCGCUAACGUUGCGAGAUGCUGCAAAACUCGAGGCUCGAACAUCCCGUCCACCACCCAAACUAGAUACAUCCACCCCCAACACUCCCGACACCAUUGACCCCCGUUCCUCUCCUCCGCGAACGAUUCAUGCAUUUGAGAGGGAGGGUGCAUCAAAUGUUGGGAACAGUAAUGGAGGAAUGAGGAGGAGUAUGAGUGAUUAUAUUUUUGUAGGACCCAAACCUCCUGCCAUGGUCGUUUGAUGUACUGUUGGUUAUUUUUUUCUGUAGUUUGGUAUGUGUUUUCUUAUUUGAGAAUAUAGAGUGAUGGUACAGUGG